AUGCAUCAAAGAAGAGGAGCUGACCUGCGAGGACAAUUUGGAGCUCCAAAACGAAUCGAAGAGAGGAUUGAAUUGAUGGAUGACGAACCCCGCGUUGCAGAUCUACAACGCGAUGCGAAUUUGGGCCUGGUCGUUUCGUUGCUAUUUGUCUGUGAUGGACUCAUAAAGGAAAGUGCUGAGGAGGUUACACCGUUGAAGGGCGUGCCACGUGAUGUGUCGUUAACUUAA
Sphenostylis stenocarpa is the source of this 228-nucleotide messenger RNA. NCBI's taxonomy places the organism in Eukaryota, Viridiplantae, Streptophyta, Magnoliopsida, Fabales, Fabaceae. The record is from the annotation of a GenBank genome assembly.